AUGACUGACACUUUAGUUUCUCAACUGGGAUGGAUUGGCCUGGGAAACAUGGGUAGUGCCAUGGCGUCGAAUCUCCAAAACCAUCUGCAUUCUCAGAGCCAACCACCACUAAAGUUCUGGAAUCGCACAACCUCCAAAGGCAAAACCCUGACAAAGAUUGGAGGGAUCAAAUGCGACUCCAUAACUGACAUAGUCAGGGACAGUACGAUAAUCUUCAUCUCGAUCAAUAACGAUGAGGUGUUGCAGGAUAUGAUUACGCAGAUCAUUUCUGUAGGAGACCUGACUGACAAGAUUAUCGUGGAUACGACGACUGUGCAUCCGGAUACGAGUAAGGAGGUCUCCGGGCAGCUGGCACGAGAAAAUGCCUUUUUGGUAUCAGGUCCUGUAUUUGGCUCAGCUCAAAUGGCUGCAGAGCGGAAAAUAUUGAUGGUUGCUGCGGGUCCUGAAUGCGCGAUACAUCGAAUCUCCCCUUACAUCAAAGGUGUGAUCGCACGAGAUAUGAUUGAGGUGGCCCAACAGCCAGAAAAAGCAGCCUUGUUGAAGAUCAUCGGAAGAAACUUCCUCGUCUCGGGCUUGACAGAGCUUAUCGGCGAAGCACAAGUCUUUGCGGAGAAGAGCAAUUUGGGGUGUGAGGUGGUCGAAAAGCUGUUAGAAGCUCAAUUUGGACCCCUUCCAGUCAUGAUCUCGAAGAGAUUGACACAGGGAGUGUACAUUCCGCCUAAAGACACAUCUCCAUGGUCAAAUUUGGAUCUGGCUCUAAAAGAUACUGGCCACGCCAUUGAUUGUGCCGCUGCGGUGGAGACCAGAUUGCCUGUCGGUGAAGUCAUUCUAGACCACCUUCAACGAGCCAAAGUCUAUUCCAAGGAGCAGGAUCGACAAUUAGACUCGGCUGCAUCGUACGGUAUCAUCCGUCAGGAUGCAGGUCUGGAAUUUGAGAAUGAUUUUGUGAAAAACAGAGAUUCUUAG
Molecule: messenger RNA, 966 nt
Organism: Penicillium taxi
Lineage: Eukaryota; Fungi; Ascomycota; Eurotiomycetes; Eurotiales; Aspergillaceae
Product: NAD(P)-dependent oxidoreductase
Exons: 5
Coding region: 1-966 (321 amino acids)
Molecular function (GO): NADP binding; oxidoreductase activity, acting on the CH-OH group of donors, NAD or NADP as acceptor
Source: RefSeq, a predicted model, not a curated record